Molecule: messenger RNA, 8432 nt
Organism: Liolophura sinensis
Lineage: Eukaryota; Metazoa; Mollusca; Polyplacophora; Chitonida; Chitonidae
Product: fibrillin-2-like
Exons: 60
Coding region: 10-8268 (2752 amino acids)
Molecular function (GO): calcium ion binding
Source: RefSeq, a predicted model, not a curated record
AUUAAACUGAUGACUGACAUCGGUGUAGACAUUGUGGCAAAUUACCUGGAUUCGUGUUCAUUUGACACUUGUGCUACCUUACCUGAGGUUGAGGCAGCACUUUGUGAUUUGGCCGAAGGCUUUGCCUUGGAUUGCUUGGAUAAUGCUGGAAUCAAUAUAGACAUCAGUCGCUGGAGAAUGGAAAACGGAUGCGUUGAGAAAUGUGGUGAGAAUAUGGUGUACAAGAGUUGUGGUUCAGCUUGCCCAGAGACCUGCUCCUCUCCACUUGACAAACAAUUCUGUACACAACAAUGUGUACACGGCUGCUUCUGUGCUGAAGGCUUUGUGCUGGAUAAUGACAAGUGUGUCAAGAAGCAGGACUGUGGCUGUGUCAUGGACAACAAGUACUACAGUAUUGGAGAGAGUGUUAUAAAGGAUGGCUGUAGUGAGAAGUGUGAGUGUAAGACGAAUGGGAAAAUGGACUGUAACCCACUAAAAUGUGAUGCUAACGCUGCCUGUGCCAUACAGGACUUUGUCAAUGGCUGUUUCUGUAAGGAAGGAUUCGAUGGGGAUGGCAUUCACUGUAAUGAUAUCAACGAAUGUACAGAAGAUCCAGCCCCCUGUGAUCCAAAUGCCGACUGUAAGAACACAGAUAGUAGUUUCACCUGCAAGUGUAAAGAGGGCUUUUCCGGCGAUGGAAAGACUUGUGUUGAUGACAACGAGUGUUUGAAAGGGGAGGACAACUGUGAUGAGAAUGCUGAAUGCAAGAAUACAGAGGGAUCCUUCAAGUGUAUCUGCAAGGAGGGCUUCAAGAUGAAUGACAAGAAGAUCUGUGAAGAUGUGGACGAGUGUAAAUCUGGAAGAAACGACUGUGAUAAGAAAUCCACUGAAUGCGAGAACACACCAGGCUCCUUUAAGUGUAACUGUCUUACUGGCUUUAAGCCAGUUGACCGCAGGGAGUGUGAAGAUAUCGAUGAGUGUGAUGAAGGGAUGCAUACCUGUGACAAGAAUGCUGACUGUGGGAAUCGUAUUGGUGGGUACAGCUGCACCUGUAAGCAAGGAUACGACGGCGAAGGACAUGAGUGCCAUGAUGUUGAUGAGUGUAAAGUGUAUUCCAAACCAUGCGAGGAGAAUCAGGUGUGUGAAAACACAGACGGGAGCUACAAAUGUGUGUGUGACAAGGGCUUCAAAAUGGGGAAAGAGGAAUGCGAAGAUGUUGAUGAAUGUACGGAAAAGAAACAUGACUGUAAAGCAGAGAACAGCGAAUGUAAAAACAUUAUCGGGUCUUUCGAGUGUGAAUGUAAGCCAGGAUACCAAGGAGACGGCAAAACAAAGUGUGAAGAUAUUAAUGAGUGCACACAGCCCGGGCCUCCUGUUUGCGGUACCAAUUCUGACUGCGAAAACAAGAAUGGAUAUAGCAACUCCUUCACCUGUACCUGUAAAAAAGGCUUCGAGAGCCCAGCACAUGACAACAGAAACUGCAUUGAUAAGAAUGAAUGCCUUGAUGGCAGUAAUGAAUGUCACAAGGAUGCGAUUUGUGAAAACGUUGAUGCCUCGUAUACCUGUGAAUGCCAGGACGGCCAUGAAGGCGACGGUAAAACAUGCACAGACAUAAAUGAGUGCACUGUGACACCAGAUAUCUGUGGGCCUAACAGCAAGUGUACCAACACACCUGGCUCAUUUGACUGUGCUUGUGUGGAAGGGUAUCAGUUAAAAGGGGAGUAUUGUACGAAUAUUGACGAAUGUGCUCGUCCUGAACUCAACGACUGCGAUGCUCUGGCCUUCUGUACUGAUCUGGAGGCCACCUUCCAAUGUCAGUGUCACCCAGGGUAUACCGGAUCUGGCAAAGAAGGAGACUGUGCACCCAUAAACGAAUGUGAGCUGAAGAUCGACACUUGCACACGGAGACAGACUUGUGCGGAUUUGGACCCUGGAUUUGAGUGUUUGUGCAAAGAUGGUUUUGAGCCAUUUGGAUCUGACUGUCAGGAUAUUGAUGAAUGUGCCACUGAAGAUGAUGACUGUAGUGAAUUUGCCGAUUGUGAAAACACAGAGCCAGGAUUUAAAUGCUCUUGUCAGUCAGGGUUUGAAGGAGAUGGGAAGAAGUGUACAGACAUAGAUGAGUGUACAAAAACCUGUAAGGACCAAGGUCAGAAGUGUACCAACAUGGUUGGAGGUUACACCUGUGAGUGUGAAGAAGGGUACGAGCCGAUGCCGGACGGAAGCUGUAAGGAUGUGGACGAGUGUGCUGAUGAACCAGGACCUUGCUCGGACAAUAUGAAGUGUGAAAACACACCUGGUUCCUAUGAGUGCUCCUGUGUGGAAGGCUUCGAAAUGGCUGAUGGCAACAAACAGGAAUGUAAAGAUGAGGAUGAGUGUGCAAGAAAAGAUAAACCACCGUGUGCUGCGGAUCAGAUCUGUGAGAACCUCAAGGGAGGAUACUCCUGUAAAUGUGCUUUGGGAUUUGAGAUGGCGUCUGGAAAAUGCAAAGAUAUAAAUGAGUGUUCCAAUCCGCUUAGCUGCAGUGAAAAUGCCGAGUGUAGCAACAAUGAUGGGUCGUUUGAUUGUACAUGCAAGAAGGGAUUCACUGGAGACGGUAUUACCUGUACUGAUGUGAAUGAGUGCGCAGAUGGAACUGCAGACUGCAGUCCGAAUGGAGUCUGCAAAAACUCACCUGGUUCAUAUGAGUGCAACACUUGUAAAGCCGGCUUUAAAGGAAAUGGCAAGGAAUGUGAAGACAUUGAUGAAUGCCAAGAGAACAAUGGAGGCUGUGACGUGAAUGCUGAUUGUAAGAACGUUGAUGGAGGAUUUGAAUGCAAAUGUGGGAAAGGAUUUACUGGUGACGGUCAGACAUGCAAUGAUAUUGAUGAGUGUCAGGCUUCUGAGUUUGAUUGUCCACCAUACAGCGAGUGUCAGAACAUUCCUGGAGGCUUCAGUUGUAUCUGUGAACAUGGUUAUGAAAAGGAAUUUGAUGAAUGUACAGAUGUGAAUGAGUGUGCAGUACCAGAUGCGUGUGGUAAGAAUGCUGACUGCUCAAACACCGAGGGCUCUUUUGAGUGUAGCUGUCCACAACAUUACGAAAUGCACACAGAUGGAAAGACAUGCCUUGCACCCAACGACUGUACAUUCGAUCCGAAUAGAUGUGGACCUGAUGAAGUCUGCAUAAAAGAGAGAGAUGGUGCAACAUGCUACUGUGCAGAUGGCUUUAGGCCACUGAUAUUUGGAUGUGAAGAUAUCGAUGAGUGUGUUGAAACAGCCCGUAUCUGUGGUGCAGGAAAGCAGUGCGUCGACACAUGGGGCAGUUUUGAAUGUAUCUGUAUGGAAGGCCGCAUCAUGGAUGAUAAAGGGGACUGUGUGGAUGUUGAUGAGUGCAAAGAUGGUUCUCACCUGUGUGAGGAGACAGCCAAGUGUGUGAACAAUGAAGGAAGCUAUGAGUGUACUUGUUCUAAAGGAUUUGAGAAGUACACUGAACUGAGUGGCACGAUCUCAUGUAUUGAUGUUGAUGAGUGCACAACAGGUGAAGCUGUUUGUGAUGAAAAUGCUGAUUGCAUCAACACUGAAAGCACCUAUGAAUGCAGUUGCAGACAAGGAUAUACAGGAGAUGGGAAGUCAUGCAAAGAUAUAGACGAGUGUGCUGGACCUAAUGGCUGCAGUGAGAAUGCUGUCUGUGUUGACGGUGUUGGCACGUACUCCUGUGAGUGUGUGAAGGGUUACAAGGGCAAUGGAUUUAUGUGCCAAGAUGAGGACGAAUGUGUUAACGGUGACCAUGACUGUGCAAAGAAUGCUGACUGUGUGAAUAUCGACGGUGGCUUUCAGUGUGUCUGUAAGAAAGGAUACAGCGGGCAUUGUGAUGAAUGCGAAGAUAUUGAUGAGUGUGCCACAGGCCUGGCUGAAUGUGACGAAAAUGCCGAAUGCUUUAACCUGGAAGGAACCUACACGUGUGGUUGUCCACCAGGAUUCCAGAGUGUUUUCAAGUUCUGCGUUAAUGUGAAUGAAUGUGCCUUGGGAAUUGAUGACUGCGGUCGAAAUGGAGAUUGUGUGGACACAGAGGGUAGCUUUGAGUGUAACUGUCACCUUGGCUAUCAGAAGAAUAAGGAUGGAGUCUGCUCAGAUGUCAACGAGUGUGCCAGUAAUGGUCAGAUCUGUGAUGAAAAUGCUGGCUGUUUUAACACUGAGGGAUCAUACGCUUGUAUCUGUAAUGUUGGAUUCAAGGGAGAUGGGGAAACCUGUGAAGAGAUCCACCCAUCAAACUGUGGGGGUCAGGUUUGCCACUCAACAGCCCGUUGUAAGAAUAACAUGUGCAUUUGUCCCCCUGGUGCCAGAGGUAACCCCAUCUUUGGAACAGAGGGGUGUACAGAUAUCGAUGAGUGUGCGGAGAAGACCAACAAUUGUGACCCAGAGGCGAACUGUAAGAACAUUGCUGGGUCUUACACCUGCUUCUGUAAGACUGGAUUUGUGGGGGAUGGUUUCACAUGUGAAGAUUCCCGUCCUAAGGGCUGCGAGUCCCCGACAGCUUGCUAUGACAAUGCCAAAUGCAUAGAUGAUGGAGGUGGCAGAUAUCAUUGUGAAUGUGCAGAGGGAUUUGAAUCAGUCACUGACUUUGAAUGUCUAGACAUAGACGAGUGUGCUGAGGCAUUCACCUGUGAACUUGACCAGGUAUGCUACAACACCCCUGGCUCCUUCCAGUGUAUCUGUGAAGAAGGCUACAGAUAUGACGCUGACAGUGACUACUGCGAAGACAUUGAUGAAUGUGAAGAGGGCACCCAUGACUGCGACGAGAAAUCAGAUGGUUCAGGCAACGGUUUUUGUUCCAACUAUGAUGGUGGUUAUGACUGUUCUUGUAAGCCAGGCUUUGAGGGAGAUGGCCGGAUAUGUGUAGAGGAAAACCAGCCUGGAUGCAAGACGAAGUGUGGCGCAGGACAGUACUGUGAAAAGGUCGGCAGUAAAGAAACGUGUGUGUGCCAGUCUGGCUUUGAAGCCAAAGGGGCCGACUCCUGUGUGGCAAUCGACCGCUGUCCAGAUCUGUGUGACAGAAAUGCAGCUUGUGAUUACGACCCGGCCCGUGGUUCUGAGUGCACAUGUAAUGAUGGAUACCGUGGUAACGGACGCUAUUGUGAAAAUGUGAACGAGUGUGCUGCAGAUAUGAGUGAGUGCAGUGAGGACGCCCGUUGUGAGGACACGGUUGGUUCCUACAAAUGUAUCUGUCCACCUGGGUACUCUGGCGAUGGCUUUACCUGUGAAUUUGGAGCUUUAGAAGACGACAACUGUGGGUGUGGCGAAAAGGGUAUCUGUGCGGACAAGGCGAACAGGAUCUGUGAAUGCGAUGUGGGCUUUGAGUUUGUUAGUGGUAAAACCGAAGAGCGAUGUUCAGAUAUUGACGAGUGUUCUAACUCUGGAGCCUGUCAUCCUCUGGCACAGUGCACAAACUCUGUCGGCUCUUACACCUGUAAAUGUAACCCAGGCACUGAAGGAGACGGAUACAACUUCUGCAAUGUUGAGGAGUGUGCUUCUAACCCCUGUAGCCCAGAUGCCACGUGCACAAACAUACCUGGAGGUCAUACCUGUAACUGUAAUGAAGGCUUUACUGGAGACGGCUACAACUGUGAGAUAGUGGGAUCCCCGUGUAAUGAGAACAAUGGCGACUGUGGAGAUAAUGCAGCCUGCACGACGGACGACAACCUGGCUGUGGUAUGUGUCUGUAAGGUUGGGUUUGCCGGAGAUGGGGUAGGCUGCUCUGAUGUCAAUGAGUGUGAUACUGGUCAACACGACUGCUCCAAGAAGGCCACAUGUACCAACUUUGAGGGUGGAUUCACAUGUGCUUGCAAUAAGGGAUUCUACGGAGAUGGCAAGACCUGCAAGAACAUCAAUGAGUGUGAUCUGAACAUUGAUGAUUGUUCUGAAAAUGCUGAUUGCCAAGACCUGGAGGGAGGUUUUACAUGUCAGUGUCUGCCAGGCUUUGUUGGAGAUGGUAAAACAUGUGGACGGGACUCUGGCUGUUUGACCCAAGACAUCUGUGACGUCAACGCUCAGUGCCUUCUCUUAGACAACACUUACCAGUGCGCAUGUAACUUCGGUUACCGAGGCGAUGGAAAGAUCUGUACCAAUGUUAAUGCUGGUGAAUGUAAGGAUGUGAAUGGGGAGUUAGUGUGUGAGUGCACUCAUGGUUACGCCGCUAAGGAUGGUCUGUGUGACGAUGUGGACGAGUGUGCUGAGCGAUCCCUUAACAACUGUGAAGAAGGGUCAGAGUGCAGGAACUACGACGGAGGUUACGAGUGUAUCUGUGACGAUGGUCAUCCCGCCAAAAAUGGUGUCUGUGGCGAUGCUAUGGAACCAGACCAUGAUGAAUGUGCGGACAUGAGCAGCAAUAACUGUGAUAGGUAUGCCACUUGUCACAAUACACCGACGGGCUACUACUGUCUCUGUACUGAGGGCUACAGCGGAGAUGGCAUUUCCUGUACAGACAUCAAUGAGUGUGAGAUGGGAACAGCAAACUGUGGUUUGAACAGCCAGUGUUUCAACUUGAUGGGAUCCUAUGUAUGCGGCUGCCUCAGUGGUUUUGACUGGGACGGCACAGCCUGUGUGGAUAUAGAUGAGUGCGGAGAGGGCUACGACAAUGACUGCAGUGACUACGCAGACUGUGAGAACAACGAGGGCAGUUACACCUGUGCCUGCUCGGCUGGAUACAAGGGCAAUGGAAAACUCUGCUUAGAGGUGAAUCCGUGUGAUGAGCCAGGUGUAUGUAACCCUAAUGCUGUCUGUACCAAUGAGGAGAACACAGCUGUGUGCACCUGUAGACCUGGAUUUAAGGGCGAUGGCAAUAAGUGCGACAGAGUGAAUGCCUGUGAAACUGGAACUCACAACUGUCAUCCCAAUGCUAAAUGUGAGAAUAACAAGGAUGGUUUCACCUGUACUUGUGAGAAAGGAUUUAAUGGGGAUGGAAUCCUCAAAUGUGAUGAUAUCAACGAGUGUGACCCGAACACACCAAACGGUGGAGGCCACCAGUGUGACCCAUCCAACAGCGACUGUCUCAACAUAGAUGGUGACUAUGAGUGUGUCUGCAGAUUUGGUUUUGCCAAAGACGGAAAAUACGGAUGCAAAGGCUAUGAUGUGUGUGCAAAGGAUGAAGAUGACUGUAGUGACAACGCCGACUGUAAAAGUGUGCCUGGAGGAUUUAUCUGUAAAUGUAAAGAUGGUUUUGAUGGCGAUGGAAAGGUCUGCACAGAUAAGGAUGAGUGUGCUGAUAUGACCUUCAACUGUCCUCCUCUAAAUGAUUGUGUGAACAGAGACGGAGGGUACAUAUGCCAGUGUAAAGAAGGUUACAAGAAGGAAGGAGAUACCUGUGUCGACAUUGAUGAAUGUAAAACGGGUGCCCAUAACUGUGGCGACCAUGCCAAAUGUACCAACACGAAAGGGGGGUACGUUUGCAUCUGUGAAAAUGGCUAUACAGCCACGCCUACCGGCUGUGUCGAUGCUGAUGAAUGUGGAACAGGCACAGAUGACUGCCAUGAGAAUGCCAAAUGCCAAAACACCAUUGGGUCUUUCACUUGCACAUGCAACGAUGGCUUCAAGGAAGAUGGAAACUUGUGUGUUGAAAUUGACCAGUGCGCUGAGAAUUCUGUGAAAUGUGGUGAGAAUGCCAUGUGUGUGCCAACUGGAGCCAAACCUCAUUGUCAGUGUCGAGUUGGUUUUGAAGGCAACCCUGAUAAAGGCUGUACAGAUAUUGAUGAAUGUUCAGGAAGUAACGACUGCAGCCCCAAGGCUAACUGUAAAAAUGAACCCGCUAGCUACUCCUGCGAAUGCAAGAAAGGCUACAGAGGAAAUGGCAAAGUCUGUGAUGACAUUGAUGAAUGUUUUGAGGGUAAAGACGAUUGCCACGAAUCUGCUGAGUGUACCAACACAGACGGAACAUUUACAUGUUCUUGUAAACCUGGCUACAAGGGCGACGGGAAAGCCUGUACACAGGUGAAUGAAUGUACAACAAAUGCUGACAUCUGCAGGGCUAAUGAGAAGUGUGAGGACACAGAAGGCUCCUACCUGUGUCUGUGUGUGGAAGGCUUCAGGAAAAACUCAGCUGGCUUCUGUCAAGACAUUGAUGAAUGUGCCGAAGGCCUGGCCACCUGUCAUAAGUAUGCAGGAGAGUGUCUAGAUAAAGAUGGAGGCUAUGACUGUAGGUGUAAAUCAGGAUUUGAGGAGAUGGACGCAAGUGUACAGAUAUCAACGAGUGUGAGAAGAAGACCAGUGGAUGUCAUGAACAUGCUACCUGUACAAACAUUGAGGAGGCUCUACCUGUAGCUGUAAGGCUGGCUUUGAAGGCAAUGGAUAUUCCUGCGUGGAUGUGGACGAAUGCACUCGGGGUGAACCAUGUGGAAACAGCGCCACGUGUGGAAAUACCAUUGGUUCCUUUGUCUGUAACUGUCUGCCAGGCUUCAGAAAACGGGACGAUGGCAAAUGUGAAG